Molecule: messenger RNA, 4232 nt
Organism: Poecilia latipinna (sailfin molly)
Lineage: Eukaryota; Metazoa; Chordata; Actinopteri; Cyprinodontiformes; Poeciliidae
Gene: eprs1
Product: glutamyl-prolyl-tRNA synthetase 1
Exons: 23
Coding region: 119-3544 (1141 amino acids)
Biological process (GO): translation; prolyl-tRNA aminoacylation
Cellular component (GO): aminoacyl-tRNA synthetase multienzyme complex; cytoplasm
Molecular function (GO): ATP binding; proline-tRNA ligase activity
Source: RefSeq, a predicted model, not a curated record
ACCCGUGGAUCUCUUCUCUGUGUUGCCAUGUCAGGUUAUUGACCCUGUAGCUCCCAGGUUCACAGCUCUGUCCAGCUCCUAUGUGGUUCCGGUUUCAGUCCCAGAGGCAACGGAGGAGAUGAAGGAGGUGGCCAAGCAUCCCAAGAACGAAGAGGUCGGCUUGAAGGAAGUUUGGUACGGACCUCGCGUUCUGAUUGAAGGAGCCGACGCCGAGACUUUGACAGAAGGAGAGACAGUCACUUUCAUCAACUGGGGCAACCUCAUCAUCACGAAGAUCAACAAAGCGCCGGACAGUAAAGUGGCGUCCAUUGAGGCUCGCCUGGACCUGGACAACAAGGACUACAAGAAGACAACUAAGAUCACCUGGCUGGCUGAAACGAGCAGCGCCCCUCUGCUGCCCGUCAUCUGCGUCAACUACCAGCCUCUCAUCACUAAAGCCGUCAUCACCAAAGACGACGACUUCAAAGAGUACAUCAACAAAAACAGCAAGCUGGAGGAGAAGAUGCUGGGAGAUCCGUGUCUGAAGAGCCUGAAGAAAGGAGACAUCAUCCAGCUCCAGAGGCGGGGCUUCUACAUCUGCGAUCAGCCGUACGAGCCAAUCAGUCCCAACAGCUGCAAGGAGAGUCCCUGUGUUCUCUUCUACAUCCCUGAUGGACACACCAAGGAGAUGCCGACGGCCGGGUCAAAGGACAAAAGCAAGAGCCAGGCCUCCAGCAACACACCUGCUAAGGUUUCCAAAGCUCCUUCCAGCUCCGUCUCUGCUCCUUCUCCGACCUCCGCCUCAGCCUCAGCAACUGACCUUUUCUCAAGCGUCGUAGCUCAAGGUGAAGCUGUCCGCAACCUAAAGGCUGCCAAAGCCUCCAAGGAGGAAGUCGAUAAGGCCGUCCAGCAGCUCCUCUCUCUGAAGGCUCAGUUUAAACAGCAGACAGGUGUAGACUACAAGCCAGGCAUGGCUCCGCCCACCUCCGCUCCAGCCACACCCGCUGCAUCUGCCCCAGCGGCGCCGGCAUCAGAGGCCACCGCCUGUCCGUACACCCGUGUUUCCCAACAGGGGGAGCUGGUGAGGAAACUGAAAGCAGAGAAAGCACCGAAGGACCAGAUUGAUGCUGCAGUGAAGCAGCUCCUGGCUCUCAAGGCGGAGUUCAAAGCGAUCACUGGUCAGGAUUACAAACCAGGGAUAGGCGCACCCACUUCCUCUGCCACCACCACUGUGACUUCCUCCUCCUCUUCUUCUUCCCCCUCUUCAUCCUCCUCUUCUUCUACUGGCCUGUAUGAGCGUGUCGCACUUCAGGGGGAAGUUGUGAGGAAACUGAAGUCUGAAAAAGCCUCCAAGGACAAGAUUGAUGCAGCGGUGAAGCAGCUGCUCGCCCUGAAAGAAGAGUACAAACAGGCCACAGGGCAGGACUACAAGCCAGGAGCAGGUCCCGCCCCCAGCCCCGCCCAGAAGACCGCUGCCCUGACCCAGAACAGCACCAGCCCCUCUCCCGCCGCCGCCACCGGCGUCUAUGGGAAGGUAGCUGAACAAGGAGAGCUGGUCAGGAAGCUGAAGACUGAAAAAGCCCCCAAAGACCAGGUGGACGCUGCUGUGAAGCAGCUGCUGGCUCUGAAGGCAGAGUACAAGCAGCAGACUGGACAGGAGUACAAGCCGGGCCUACAGGCCCCAGCCGGCCCGGCUCAGACUGGUGCCCAGUCCAGCACGCCACCGCAGGCUCAGGAACUCUACGCACUGGUGGCCCAGCAGGGGGAGCUGGUGAGGAAACUGAAGGCUGAGAAGGCUUCUAAGGAGCAGGUGGAUGAAGCCGUGAAGACUCUGCUGGACCUGAAGGGAAAGUACAAGUCUCUGACCGGAGAGGACUACAAACCGGUGGCUGCUGCUGGAGCCACUGGAGGAGAGGACAAGAACCGCAAGGAGAGGGAGAACAAGUCGGAGAAACAGGGAGGAGGAGGGAAGAAGGGAAAAGGAGACAAGGGAGGUCAAGGAAAGGAGUCGUCAGGAGGCGGAGCGGGUGGAGGAGAGGGCCAAGGCCCCAAGAAGCAGACACGGUUGGGUCUGGAAGCCAAGAAAGAGGAGAACCUUGCAGAUUGGUACUCUCAGGUCAUCACCAAGGCGGAGAUGAUCGAGUAUUACGACGUGAGCGGCUGCUACGUGCUGCGGCCGUGGGCCUACUCCAUCUGGGAGGCAAUUAAAGACUUCUUUGACAGGGAAAUUAAGAAGUUGGGCGUAGAGAACUGCUACUUCCCCAUGUUUGUCUCCCAAGCUGCCUUAGAGAAGGAAAAGUCUCACAUUGCAGAUUUCGCUCCCGAGGUUGCCUGGGUAACCCGUUCAGGAAAAACCGAGCUGGCUGAGCCCAUCGCUGUCAGACCCACCAGUGAGACAGUGAUGUAUCCUGCCUACGCUAAAUGGGUCCAGUCCCACAGGGAUCUGCCAAUCAAACUCAACCAGUGGUGUAACGUUGUGAGGUGGGAGUUCAAACACCCGCAGCCCUUCCUCAGGACACGAGAGUUCCUGUGGCAAGAGGGACACACGGCGUUUGCAACAAAGGAGGAGGCAGCCGAGGAGGUUUUGCAGAUCCUGGAUCUGUAUGCCAGGGUGUAUGAAGAGCUGAUGGCCAUCCCAGUGGUGAAGGGGAGGAAGACCGAGAAGGAGAAGUUUGCUGGAGGAGAUUACACCACCACAGUGGAGGCGUUCAUCUCCGCCAGCCACCGAGCCAUUCAGGGUGCUACAUCCCACCAUCUGGGUCAGAACUUCUCCAAGAUGUUUGAGAUUGCUUUUGAGGACCCCAAGAAGCCGGGCGAGAAGCAGCUGGCCUUCCAGAACUCCUGGGGCAUCACAACCAGGACCAUCGGCGUGCUCACCAUGGUUCACGGGGACAACAUGGGACUCGUCCUUCCACCCAGGGUGGCCUGCUUGCAGGUUGUCAUCAUUCCAUGUGGGAUCACUGCGUCCCUGCCGGAGCAGGACAAGGAGGCCCUGUUGGCCCAGUGCUCCAAAUACCUGAGCAGGCUGCUGGACGCCGGCGUCAGAGUGAAGAGCGACACGCGAGACAACUACUCUCCAGGAUGGAAGUUCAACCACUGGGAGCUAAAGGGAGUCCCCAUCCGUCUGGAAGUGGGGCCCAAAGACAUGCAGCAGAAGCAGUGUGUCGCAGUGAGGAGAGACACGGGCGCCAAGGUGACGAUCCCAGAGGCUGAGGUGGAGAAAAGACUGCUGGGCAUGUUGGAGGACAUCCAGAACAACCUGUUUAAGAAAGCUUCAGACGACCUGAAGUCCCACAUGGUGGCUGUAGACACGAUGGAGGCGUUCCAGAAAGAGUUGGACCAGGGCAAGAUUGUUCAGAUUCCUUUCUGUGGAGGAAUUGAAUGUGAGGACUGGAUCAAGAAGACCACUGCCAAGGACCAGGACCUGGAGCCCGGAGCUCCGUCAAUGGGAGCUAAAAGCCUGUGCAUCCCCUUCUCUCCCAUUAAAACCCUUCAGCCAGGUCAGAUGUGCGUCAGCGGCAAGGAGCCUGCACAGUUCUACACUUUGUUCGGACGCAGCUACUAAACAUCUGCUCUUUCAAAAUGGCUUCCUGCUAGAAAAAGGGCUGCCCCACAUUCUUUAACACGUCUAACCUAUGUGAGGAGGCUGACUUGUGCGUUUCAAAUUUAAAAUAUGUAUGUUUAUUUUAUUUUAUUUUUUACAUGUUGUGAGAUGAUCGAAGGGAAAUUAGGGGUCCAGGAAUUGUUUACUCUUAGAAUUUGGUUAUAAUCCUUUAAAACAAUGGCAGUCCUGGGCACAGCCCAGGCUUUCUAACAGGCAGAAUGGUUGCUCUCUCUGAGGUAUUUUCUUGAAUAAAACUGUAAUCAAUGUCAUAGUUUUGGUCAUAACUUCUCUGUCUAUUUGGUUUGGGGUUUUCGAAAUCUGAAAAACACUAAAAAUGGCAAGUAGCAAUGAAAUUUUACUCUCCACUUCUAUCAGAGGAAAAGCCUGCCAACUCUCACUCACAGAUGAACUGUCUCAGGAACUUGGCGAGUAUUAAGACUUGGGGUGGGUGUGUAAUUCUCACAGGUGUGUCAGCUUUGCUGUUUAUCCAGUUCCAUCGUGUUGGCUCAUUGUGAUCUUCUGAAGCCUACAGAAUGUGUAACUAUGGUGAAAUACCAAUAUAGUGCAAAGUCAAUGAUGUCGCUCCCUACCACUUUUAUCCCACAAAAUAUCUUUGCAGUCAGUACAAUAAACCAAUUUCCACUGCAAA